CAGCUCUCCUGACUCCGAGAGACAGACCAGAUCCAGGUCCCGCGCCGGCUCCUACGACAGCAGAGAGCGAGAGAGAGACAGGGAGCCGUUCGAGCGGGAACGAGACAGAAAGGACCUCCGGCCUCAGCCGCAGCAGCCGCAGCAACAGCAGCAGCAGCAGCAGCAGCCGCCCCUGCUCCUCCAGCAGCCCCUCCAACCACAACGAGACUGGGAGCCAGAACCAAGGGACUGGCCCAGCAGGGGACGAGAGCCCCUGCUCAUGCGUCCCAGCCGCGAACCUCUCUUGAGGGAGCGUGACAUCAGGGACAGGGAACGCUUGCUCCCUGAAGGACUCAUCCAGCAGCAUGAGCGGGAAAGGGAGCGAGAGAGGGAGAGAGACAGUAGAGGUGAAAGGGGUGGUGAUAGAGAGAGGAUGAUGAUGAUGGACCUGCCGCCCCACGGGGACCUCAGGUCUGUAGGACGAGGGGACCUGAGGGGAGAAAUGAGAGGAGACUUGCGAGGGGACAUGAUGCGGCAGGACAGGGGUGACUAUGAGCCUCUUUUACCAAGAGAAGCCUUCAGCCCUCCUGAGCCCGAGAAAGCGAGCAACAGUCACCAUCUCAUGGGAGAGCAACGGGAACGUGAGCUGGAGAAGGCAGACAGCAUCGACGGAGAUGAGGCCGGUAAAGAAGAGGAUGGCCAGUCAGUGCCAUCUGUUGGCGAGGAGUAUGAGCCAAUCAGUGAUGACGAGCUGGAUGAAAUUCUGGCUGAUAGUCAGAAAAAAGAGGAUCAGCAGGACGAUGAAAAAAUUACAGGUCCUCUGGAUGUGAUUGAUGUGGACUGGUCGAGCCUCAUGCCCAAACAGAAGCAGGAACCCCGGGCAGCAGGGGCAGCGUUGCUCCGAUUCACCCCGGGGGCCGUGCUUCUUAGGACAGGCAUCUCCAAGCGACUCGCGGGGCCGAAGCUCCUGGAGCAAGUCAAAGAGGUGUGCAAGUCUGAGAUGGACGACCCUAAAGAUGCCGACAAGCUGUUUGAGCAUGACCUUGGGGCCUUGAACAUGGCGGCCCUGAACAGGCGGGUGGAGCGGGCCGGUUUACUGACUAACCUUGGGCCCUGCUGUAAGGCCCUGUGUGCCCGCAGAGACUUUGCCAUCCGUCGGCAGCUGUUAAAAAAUGACAAGGGCCUAACUAAGCACUACCCCACUACGCCUGUAGUAGACAACGAGCUGCUGCAGAUGAGCAUGCGUCUCUUCAGAAGGACCGUGGCUGGCCAGGCUUCGGCCCCGGAAAGGUCCGACAGCGGGUCGGCGCCGGCGGCCGAAGUUUCUGCAGCCGGUAGCGGUGGUAGUAGUAGUAAGCUCAGCACAGCUCAGCCUGAGGUGUGUGUGUCCUGAAAGAAAUGGGCUUAGCGAGUAAAAGACUUCUAAGCCUUCACCUCUCUUAAACUCUGAAUCUCUCUUUCCCAUUGCAUUACAUUCAGAGCCUUUUUAGAUACGAGAGAAAAAAUAAAGAAAAACUGCAAAAUUGUGGAUUUCAGUUAUGCUUUACAUGUUUUUGAUGACCUGCAAGUGCUGUGCCAUAGACUAUUGGACAUUCUAGCCUAUGGAGAUGUGUCAUGAACCUCAUAUGAGAAACGUACAUGUGAAAUGAUGUCAUGGAUUUUUUUUUGUGUGUGCAUUACAGUAUUUUAAAGCAGCUUUUUAAUUGUCUAUUUCACCUGCCUAACUAAGUUCAAAUGACCUGUUUUCAUAUAGUGUGCAUUGGUUUCAACAACUGUGCAUUAAAAUGGUUAGAUGUUGAUUUCUGUAAUGGGUCUUUUGCUUUGUAUGAAGUGACGGUGCAGCUUUCAAAUAAUGUGACACAUGACGUUGUGAUGUUUUUUGUUUUGUUUUUUUGUUUACAUCAUAUCACAAAAUAUCCGCAGCACAAAUCUCCAGAGACGUUACUGGUCAGCAACGCUGAAAGCAAAACAUCCUGCCGAGACUUGAAUUAAUGUUUUCUCAUGAAUUAGCACUGCCAAACUAUUCCUCCAAUGUUAGUGGUUACAACUGUGAGUUUGUGGAAACUGUUGCUGUUUUGCUUCAUGUAUUUGUGUUGAAUAGUAAAAGACAGAACACUGCGGGAUGCCAGAUCACAACACUGCCAUGUGGGAUGACUCGCCGCACCAGCCCACGCCAUUCAAAAAGGAGCCACAGUGCUCCUAAUAGGAAAAGACACUAGAGUGCUUAGGUUAAAAAAAUGACUGAAGAUAAUUAAUUUGAACUUGACAUCUCACCUCUGUGUCCUAGUGGUUCAUCACCCAGUCACAAUUUUAAAAAGUAUGUUGUGAGAACUCAGAGGACAAACCAUGAACAGAAUUACAAUGGAAAAAUGAUGUUAUUGUAGAGACCUGGAUUUAACGUGACGCUGCCUCCUGGCCAUCAAACUGUAACCUGGAACCUCAGUGACAUUACAGACGCAGAGACGCUGGUCUCUGAUGAAGCCUGCGAUCUAUACGAUGUUUGCAGACACUUUCCCGACGUGUUUAUUAUAGCAAGAUGUACAAGUAACGACAUCUGGGUGAACACUGUAUUUUUUUAUUUGACUGUUGAAUCAAUGUAGAAUGACAUUCUGCUUAAUGCAAACACGGUGCUAGUUUAAAAUCCAGAUUAAAUUGCUUUAAGAGGCGCUAUCAAGAUAACUACCAGAUGUGGACUUUUGCAUUUUUUAGGUAAGUACUUCUGUGUAUA
Molecule: messenger RNA, 2707 nt
Organism: Paralichthys olivaceus (Japanese flounder)
Lineage: Eukaryota; Metazoa; Chordata; Actinopteri; Pleuronectiformes; Paralichthyidae
Source: RefSeq, a predicted model, not a curated record